Messenger RNA from Paramecium pentaurelia, 1138 nucleotides. The record is from the annotation of a GenBank genome assembly. NCBI's taxonomy places the organism in Eukaryota, Ciliophora, Oligohymenophorea, Peniculida, Parameciidae.
AUGAAUAUUCUUAUUUAAGAAGAACUAGAAAAUAGUUAAUAGUUGAGUAGUUAAUAAUUAAUUAAAUAGAACUCUUAUGUUUACAAUUAGAUGUUAAAAAUAAAUAAUGGCUUAAAAACAUAUGCUUUAUCCUCAAUUUUACUUAAUUAAAAUAAUGACCCAGAAAAUUUGAUGAUUUCAGAAUUAACAUUUCGAUCACUCUCUAAUGAUGUUGACUCAAAGUUGCUUUAAGAAUUUUAAAGUAGAAGACAUAUAAUUGAACCUCAUUAAAUAUAAUUAAUUUAGUAAUCUCCUUUUAAAAUCAAUAAAUAAGCAUGUUGGAUUUGCUUAAAUGAACUUAAUAAUAUUAUAUUAAUAGAAUAAUGCAAUCAUUAGUUUUGUCAAAAAUGUAUAACCUUAUAUUUAUACAAUAAAAUAAUAUCUGGUGAAGUACACAAAAUUACAUGUCCAUAAUUUGGUUGUUCUACAGUUUUAAGUGAACGUUUGAUUAAAUAAAAUAUUAAUUAAGAAGUUUAUCAAAAAUAUUAAAGGUAGUAAUAUCAUCAACUAUUCAAGAUUUUUAUUAAUAAAGUAAUAUGAAAAUGUUGUGAAUGGGAAAUGGUGUCCAAGACCUGAUUGUUUUAAUUUUGUUUUUCAGUAAGGAUAAGAAAAAAUAUUAUAAUGUGUAUGUGGUUAAUAAUUUUGUUUUGAUUGUGGAAAUCCAAAUCAUCCAAAUAAAACAUGUUAAGAAAGUGUAGAUUAAGUAUUUGCUUAAGCAUUACAAGAUUAUAAAAUUUAAAAAUGUCCUAAUUGCAAAGCUAACAUACUUAAAAAUGGUGGUUGUAAUCAUAUGACUUGUACUAAAUGUCAUUAUGACUUUUGUUGGCUAUGUGGAUGUAGAUAUUCAUCAAUUCAUUAUGAUUGGAUGAAUCCAUGUAAUUGUCCUGGAGAUUAAUAUUAAGAAAGAGAUCCAUAUUCAUAUCCUAAAAUUUUAAUAUGUAUAAGAGCAAUAUUGAAACUCUUAAUAUAUGUACUACUAUCACCAAUAUUGGCAUUAGCAGGUAUAGGAAUGCUUGCUUAUGGACUUGGAUACUUGUUAUCAAAAGCUUGUCAUCUUUGUAGAUGUCUCAAAAAAUGUUGCUAAACUUUAUGUAAUUGA